Messenger RNA from Acanthopagrus latus (yellowfin seabream), 1880 nucleotides. It is a transcript of the gene mixl1, whose product is annotated as Mix paired-like homeobox. Gene Ontology annotation, molecular function: DNA-binding transcription activator activity, RNA polymerase II-specific; RNA polymerase II cis-regulatory region sequence-specific DNA binding. The transcript has 4 exons. The coding region runs from base 708 to 1733 and encodes 341 amino acids. NCBI's taxonomy places the organism in Eukaryota, Metazoa, Chordata, Actinopteri, Spariformes, Sparidae. Gene Ontology annotation, biological process: endoderm formation; endoderm development; regulation of transcription by RNA polymerase II. The record is from RefSeq and is a predicted model, not a curated record.
UAAAAUAAAGAAUAAAAUAAAUAAAUAAAUAAAAUAAAAAACACUUCAAUAAGACAGGUGAAGUAAAAAUGCAAAUCAUUAAAUCAGUAUGAAAAUAAUUAUAUCAGUAACAGGAACAACUAAAGCAAACAGUCAUAAAGAUAAUAAUCAAAGCAGUGUUUACAAUGUGUAUUUUUAAAUAAGAAAGUUGUGCAGUAUGUACACUAAUAUACAGAAAUAUUGGUCGAGGAAAUGUGUAAAGGUUCAUCGUUUGCACAACAUAGAGUCCACUCACAACAAUAAAAACAGUUUGCACACUGCAAUUAUCUAAAUAAAGGACGUUGGUGCACGCAGGGCUCCACUCGUUGAGGAAAUGGCAGUUUCCGACUGUCUCUCUUUGAAGGCUACAGCUCCAUUAUUGCUUCAUCCAUUCCAAAGCGGAUAAAUGUUUUCGCUGCCGAUGUGUAUUGAGCAUGCAGAUUCCAUUAAAGACCCUUUAAAGAGACCUGCGGCCGCUCCACCGCCCCAGGUGUGAUCCCUUCGCACCUCCGGCGGCCUGCAGACGUCUGAAGUUGCUGCACGGCCGCUGCAGUGCCAGCCGGCGCUGAUGGUCGGCCCAUUCACACGUACCGGCAGCACCACACCUUUGAUCGCUUGGAGGAUUUAACCCCGGCGAGCGUGCAGGUCUCAAACUCAGUCAGUCGCUGCAGGUGAGGACGACAAGGAUCAUGUCUUCAGUUCAUGGGAAUAUGCGCGUCGGAGAUAUGAAUCACUUCCAGAUGUAUCACGAAGGAGCUUUGCAGAUGAACGGCAUGGUGAACUCAGAUUUUGUGGCGUCGGAUGUUACAAACUACUUCAGCUCCGCAAACUCCGUGCAGAGGGCGGAUAAAUGCGUGGCAAUCCUGACCCACAGGAGGAAGAGGACCAACUUCACCCAGCAGCAAAUCGAGGUGCUGGAGAAGGUCUACUCGGACACUAAAUACCCUGACAUCUACCUCCGGGAGAGACUGGAGGCUCUGACCGGGCUGCCGGAGUCCAGAAUUCAGGUGUGGUUUCAGAACAGAAGGGCCAAGUCUCGUCGCCAGGUUGGCUCGUCGGUGUCCCUGAAGGUACCCAACCCGCCUGCAGCUGUCCCCUUCAGCCAGCUGCAGAGCAGGAUGGGCCCAGAGAAAGUUUAUGAUAACAGUCAUGCAGCAGAGGCUCACAGGAUAGGAGGUUUUGGCCUGGAGGACACAUUCAGACCCACAAUGCACCAAAAUACAGAGGAUACUCACAGAGUAUCAGGAAUCCCCACCAAACCCAGCAGCUAUGACCAAACACCGGUCUCCUGCAUCUACGACAAAGAGGGAACCAGAGUGAAGCCCGAGCAGAUGCGACAACACGAGCUGAGCGUUAACGUCCCGUGCUGCAACGUUCAUCUGUAUCCCAAGGAGAACGAGCAUCUCCCCAAGGUGGAGGCCAGCAUGACUGGCAACCAGGGUGCAAAGGUUCUGGUGGAAUAUGACAAUUUCCCACCUAACAAGACCAUCGGACCUGAGAUGAAGGUUGUGAUUCCCCCAAUCCCGACCCAGAAUAACUUCAGCAGGUCAUCACCCAAGGAUAAUGGAUGCCAAAUUCAGUAUCCACGGGUGAGGGCCGCGGGGGACGGGUUCAGUCACUUCUCCCCGAUCCACGCCGCCGAGGCACAGGACUUCACCGACUCAGACUCUGACUGGGAGAGCGAGGCCAUGGCUGGCUUCGGAGGCUUUAUGUGAUGCAUCAUCGGAGCCGGUGUAAAGAAAACCAUGUGUAUCAUAAGAGGCAGUAUACAGUUUGUAUUUAUUGUAAAAAAAAAAAAAAAUAGUAAUAAAUCUGUUGAUUGUGGGAAAAAGAAAGCUGUUAAAUGGAUUAAUCUGUAAAUA